AUAAACUGUUGCUAUUCUUCCAUUCAAAAUAUUCGCAACAUGGGUGAGAUAGACGUGAAAAUCAUCAAAAGAACUCAAGAAACCCUUGGAAAAAUAAUAAAAAAGCCAGUCCUUACUGAAAAACUUUUGUCGAGACCUCCAUUUCGAUUUCUUCAUGAUAUAUGUACGUCAGUUAUUAGGUCGACAGGACUAAUGAAAGGUUUAUUUAACUCAGAAGAAUUAGAAGCUGAUAAUGUUAAAGACAAAGACAAAAAGUUGACAUUUCUUCAAAAGUUGGUCGAUUUUUUGACGGUAGUGCAUGAACGAACCAUUCCUGUCAGAAUAAUGAGCAUUGUUGCUGGUAAGGAGGCUGAGAAAACGAAUGAGAUGCUGUACCUACUUGCUGAAGCUGUCAAUAAAAAGAUCAACAACGAAGAAUAUGUUGCCCGUGUACUCCAAGGACGUAAAGUCGAUGAUGUUAAAGCAAGUAUUGUUGGAAAGGAAGUGUCAGAAAUUAAGCAUCCAAAAAAGAAGUCUGGCACAGAGUCAAAUCCUGUGGGUCAUCGGACAAAGUUAACUCAAAGUCGCCAGAAAUAUAAGUUGAAUGGGGGAAAAGACUCAACAGACCCAGUUAAUUUAGAAAAUUGCGAUAACGCAAGGGAAAAUCACAUGAUUCAAGAUUCUGGAAGUCCUGCUGGCAAUCAUUGUGGUUUACAAACACCGGAAAAAUCACAAGAGGAAAUUGUUGCCCCUUCGCUCCAAAAUUCUGAAACAUCAGUCUUCCAACCUCGACUUCACAGGCCUGCAUCUGCCAAAGGACAGAGGGUUAAAAAAGAUGAUGUGAAGCUAUCAACUGAUCAACAGGAUAGUAAACUUGAACCGACUGAAAACUCAAGGAUUGCACCGCCUCGCCCAAGACGUUCUGGAGAUUUUGUAAUUGAAGAUAAUCACAAACAAAUGAAUAUGACAUGUAUAUCUGGACUUAUUAUUUCUGAAUCACAACAAGAUACAACUGAUGAAGAACACGAUGAUAAUAAUGAUGAUAAGAAAUUUGUUAGUGAAAAAACUCCUGGUGAUAUAUCAGCUGAGAUUUUAACAAAACAAUGGGAUAAAAAUGAGCCAGAAGAUAAUCAUAAACAUGGCGGUUUAGUCACUAAGAUUUUGCAGACAAAAAAGGACUUUGAAAAUGUCAGUACAAUGAAUAGAGAAAGCUUAAAAGAACAGUCUAGUGGAUUAGAUGAAGCAACUAAAGAACGUGAAAAAGCCUUAUUAAAAAAGGAAAUUAGUCGUUUAUGUGAUUCACUCCAAACACUAUCCCGUUCAGCUGUUCCACUGAGUAAACUGAUGGAUUUUGUUCAAGAAGAUUUAGAAACAAUGCAACAAGAAUUUGAACGAUGGAAAACUGAAAACCAUACGCUUAAAUCUCAAUUGAAACAACAAGAAAAUUUAACCCAAACAUGUAUAGAACCUUUGAAAGCUGAACUAGAAGAAUUAGAACAAUAUGCCAAAGAAAAACAGAAAGCUAUUGUUAAAUGUAAAGCUAAAAUAUUUCAUAAUAAUGAGCGUAUACAAAAUUUAUUGUUUAAGUCCUUGGAAAAAGUCUUGUGAACAGUUAUAUCAAACAAAUUAAUGAACGCAUUGAAUUUUUAUUCUAACAUUCUGUGUCGUAUAUUUCCACAAGAUUUAAUGUAAAUUUUCUCCAUAAUUUAUAAAAGUCAAUCAGUUUUUUGAAAAUAUAAGCUCAAAGUAUUUGGAGCUUCCUAAAGAGAAACUUUCUUUCACUUCACCAACGACGUCCAUUUUGGUCAUCAAAUAAUUAAAAAAAACAUUUUCUACCAAUUAAUAUGAAACUAUUGAUGAAUGCUUCGAAUAAAUUAUGAGUUUCCUUGUUGAUUCUUUUGAGAUAUUUUAUGAUAUUAAUUACUUUGUGUUUUGUUUGAAGAAUUUUUUUGUUCAUUUCAAUUUAAACUUUUAAGUGUUGAUUGCUUUCCUCAAGCAUUCUUCUGAGAUAUAUUUUUCGUGAGGUCAACCAAAUUUAUUGUCUCAUCGCUUCUCAUCUUAUGAUGAUAUGUGUGAUUUCACCAAAAACGGUCUAUUUUGCUAAUUUAAUAUCGUUUUCGAAUAAACUUGUUAAACCAGGGGAUUGGGAUUUACUGUAUCGAUUUGGUAUAUUCAUUUUAUCAUUCCGCUGAAAGCCGGUCAACAUCAUUUGUUGGUGAAAGCUUGUUAUAUCAAAUAAAUAAUAAUACAUUAUUC
This is a messenger RNA of Schistosoma rodhaini, 2235 nucleotides long. The record is from the annotation of a GenBank genome assembly. Lineage: Eukaryota; Metazoa; Platyhelminthes; Trematoda; Strigeidida; Schistosomatidae.